AGUAGCAUUCAGUUUACCAGAAAGGUCAGAGCGAUCAUAAAAUUGAUCAUGGAACAAGUCGUGUUGAACGUGGCCACUAUUAGUCACCAUCAACUGAAGCACAUGUAUAUAUGCGAACUCUCAGUGCUGCUUUGUUGAGCUCGGUCAUUGGCACAAAGCAGAACCUAAGCGUACGAUCUUUUCUGUCAACUAGCAGUGCAUACACUGUUUGCUGCCCAUUCCUAAAAAGAAGUAAAAGGGCAAACAUGACCUAUAAAUGCAAUUAUCGUUCCCGGUGCAAUACAAUUGCACUUUUUACGCUUUUGCAUAUCGGCCAAAAAAUAAGAGGAAGCGAUGCUAGUGUACAGUUUCAUCACCAGUCAGUAGAAAACAAAUAUCACUUAAGUGAGACAUUUCAAGAUGAAAUGGAACAAAUGGAUUCACCAAAGGACCAAAAGCUUAUCGUACGGUUGCCAUCCAACACACUUCUCAAGUACACCUCCUAUAAAGAUGUUUCUAUACUUCACUUUCGAGUUCCAUUGGAUUCGCGAGCUGCGUAUUUUAGUUUUAAAGCGUUCGAAGAAUCAAAGAGUGCCUUUCAAAGAAAAUGCAAACCUAAGGAUGUUACUCUUCAUUUAAAGGCCAACAGUUUUCCUGUAAUAAGUCCAGAAAAUAUUACUUUUCCAAAAAAUUUUUUAAUCUCCGACGAAAGAUUCAAAGUAUAUAACCUGGAGUUUCUGUCUGAUCAGACGAAACAUCGCAUUGAUAUACAGAGUCCUCAAAUAGGAAGUUGGUUUGCAGUUGCUUUCGUCAGUUGGACAGAUCCAAAUAAUGAGCGCAUUGAACAACAAGGCCUUUCUUCGUCAUGUGAUACGUUGCUUUUGGCGGAAUUGUCUGUGUUGCAUUUUUACCCAAGCAUUAUAAAUAGUGGACAAGUGACAACUGGCAAUCUAACCAGUUUCUUUGUCAACUACAAGCAUAAGAUACACAAUGCUAGUAACAGCACCAGCAAAAGACGCACACCCGCAGACAACCAGACACCUGCCAAAGACAGUGGUCAAAAUGAUGGGAACAAUAUGCCACAGCGUUCAAGAAUUUUAAAGCAGCAUGAAAAUCAACGGCAAGAAUUGAAAACCCCAACUAAAAAUAUUUCUUAUACGCUAAGCAGAUCCAGUUCAAAUAACAACGACAGUAAAAGUAAUGCCGUUAAAUUUGCAACUAAUAAUGAAAAACUUUACAAGUUCUAUGUGCCUGAUAACGUCGGUGUAGCUACCGCGCGACUAGCGUUCAAUGAAGUGUGUAUGGGUUGUCCGGACAUCAGCUUCAUUACUCAAGCAAACGCAUUUCCACUAAUCUGCAGGGACGGGCAAAAUUUGGCCGGUAACGAAUAUAACUAUCUCCACAGAUCAGUUAUCAGACCAAAUCAGACUAAAGAAAUCUCAAUUAAAUUUUAUGUUCAGGCUAAUACAUGGCACUAUGCUCUUCUAAAUUUUGUCAGCUCAGCAGAUGACUAUUGGAUGGCUCCAAAUAAUGAAUAUAUGUCGACACUAACAUUAAACCUUAUGAAACCAAAAUUGAAUCAACAAAAUGGCAAAAAUAAUUUGAGCCUGGCAGCGCAUAACGUUUCGUAUACACUACAGAUAGAUUUUGAAGAGUUUAAUCUACACAACGAAUCUUCUAAGAUACAGCCUCAGGCAGAAAAUGAGUGUAACAAUAAUUGGAAACCAGUGCGCAUUAGCGGAAUAAAUUUCUAUCGCCUCCUGCGCCAGAGCUAUCAUGAAUUUUUUAUGUUUGACUAUGACUUAGAGCCGGAUGAUAACGGUACAGUUCCGGCAUUACUUAACUUAACAGCACAUUAUCCAGCAGGAUUUGCCUUUGACCUAGGCGAGGUAUACGAUAUUGGCGGAACGCUCACAUUUGCCGUGUCCAUGAAGCCCGAGCUUCGCUUCAGCAGCGAGCUAAAGCCAAUAUCACCUACGAAGUCGCCACCAUUAGAAAGGGGUGGAAUUCUAGCCGAGAAGCUUGUGAGUAGAUUAGAGGACGCAGGACGUGUGAUGGGCCAUGAGCAGCUACCCCGCGGCAACCAAAGUAUGCAAAUCAUUGUGUGCAUGCAUCUUGGCGUCCCAGGCAUUCCUACAUGGCCCGAUAAAUGUCGUUAUGGUCAAAGAUUGUUGCCAGCUUCUAGCAUAAUCAAUAAUACUGAUAUAAUGGGUCUAAUACAUGUACCCUUCCCAGAAAGUGGCUUCUGGUUCGUCACUAUGGGUUUGUUUUGCCAUGGAGCAGAAACAGCGCGUGGUUCUAUCAUUGACAGCGUCAAGGACUUUGUGCGACAACACGGGAAUUUGCUUCAUGAAAUGCGCAAUCCCUGUGCUUGUGCUGGUAAUGCCAAGCGCUAUGCAGCUUGCAUUGGCUCGAAAGAUUGCUUGGCCGGUAUGAACGAAACUGAGACGCUAAAAGUAAAGGAGUGCAUAAUGGACUCUAAGUGCACAACCGACUAUUUGGAAAUGACGCACCUCUUUCAAGUACAUCACAGAUCAGCGACGGAACAGCAGUUUGCACUGGAUAACUGCAACACCUCGGUGGUUUUCUCCAUAUCAUCGAGUCCCUGUGUGGCAGGGCGUUGUGGUCGCUUUGGCCGCUGUUAUCAUUACAUGUCCGGAGGUUUUGUAUUUUCAACAUGCGUUUGCAAUAAGGGAUACCGCGGCUGGGAUUGUACUGAGAGCUCGCAGGUGCCUUCGAGUAUGUCUAUUCUUAUGGCCUCGUUGCUACUCACUUUGAGCAACCUUCUAUUUAUACCAAGCAUUUACAUGGCUUUUAGGCGCCAAUACUAUACCGAAGGUGCAAUAUACUUUUUUGCUAUGUUUUUCUCAAUUUUUUAUCAUGCAUGCGACUCAGGAGAGGAUGAAUACAGUUUCUGUUUAGUAAAGAUCAGCGUACUGCAAUUCUGUGAUUUCUAUUGUGGCUUAUUAGCCAUUUGGGUCACACUUAUUGCAAUGGCCAAUAUUCCUCCGCAGUAUGUCUCUCUACUUAACAUGUUCGGUGCGAUUCUGCUAGCUUUUGGUACAGAACUAAACAAGCAGAGCCUCUGGGUCUUUCUAGCUCCAGCCUUAACAGGCAUUUCUCUCAUCUCCACUAGCUGGGGUAUACGCUGCGCCAAAACUCGCAAAUGGUUUCCUGCUCGACGUUACCUUACUAUUUUUAUGCCACUCGGCAUGGUACUGGUAAUGAUUGGUCUGGUCUGUUACGCAUUUCUCCAGACCAAGCAGAACUAUCAUAUUGUUCACUCUAUUUGGCAUAUGGUUAUGGCGAUAAGCAUUAUGUGCUUGUUGCCAUCACGCAAAACAUUCAUGCCUAAGCUCUAGCACUCGAAUGGACACUUUUCUUGCGGGUCAGAAGCUAGCCUGCAUUUGCUACGGCACUCCUUAUUGCGCAUCUAAUGUGCGCCCAUUUUUUAGAUGUCACAAAACCUCACAACCAGUCACAAUGGUACAUUUUAAAAUGUAUAUGUAUAAUAAACAGUAGAUAUAACAUUAUUAGAUGCCAUGUUUAAAUAUGCAUGCAAAAGACAAAAAAAAUAUUUAUAUUGUCUUGAACAUAUUCUUCUAAUAAAACAAAUAAAUUAAGUGAUAUAAGGUAAAAUGUAACCUUCACAAUCAGGCUGAAAUCUAAUGACACUUAAAAAUAUUUUGCAACGUGAUCUUUCAAUACUAAAGCUUUUGUUCUAAACCUAUACAUAUUACUAAUUAAAGUUUAAAAGAGUUCCAGUAAUAUACGAACAUAUAUGCGUAUAAAUUCUUCAAGAAAUUCGAAUAUUUAUAUAUUGUUAUAUUAAGCCCUUAAUGUAGGAAGCUGAUGUUUUGUAGAUUAAUUAUUAGCCUUUUAAUGAAGCCUUAAUAAUCUUAGCGGAUAUGAUUCCUAAAAAUAUAAUACAUUUGUCCCACAUACUAAUAGAAAAACUGUAGUCAUAAGUUAUUUGAAAAUAUUUUUUUGGUUAACUAAACAAAGUAGUUUUCAUUUAACUCACUUUAUAUUGUCUUUGGAUAAUAUAAGUAAAGCAAUAUUGGGCUAAAAACAAAGUGUAAGAUGUGACAAAUAAGUGCUGCAAAUGUAUAUAAGAUGCAUAAAGUUCCUUAUACUUACCAUACUCAAAAGAGUUCCAGUAAAAUAUGUCCAUGUGUAUAUAACCUUCAUUCAAAAAAUGCGUUUAGGUUUUUUUUUCUGAAUGGUCAACCAAAGUAUGUAGUUAUAAUUAUAAUAACAUUAUAAUAAAAUACAUUAUACCCUUUUUACCCAUUUUCAAUGGGGUCAGGGUAUAUAAAUUAAAAACUAAAAGCCUAAAUAGACUACGAAAUGUCUAAUAACAUCUCCGACACGAUGUGUUUUUUUGGCCGUCCGGCCAGCUAAAGUAUGUAAUACAUUAUAAUAAAACAAGUAAGAGGUUCUAGUCGUGAGCUCCCGACUAAGGGAUACCCUAAACACUCUUAUUCCACCACCAAAUGCAGAGAAUUUAGCACAGAAAAAAAGGAUUGACAAAGAACAAAUUCAUCUGCUAUCUGCAUUGAUAUGAUUUGAUUUCAACUAAACAACGUCGUUUUCAUAUAUGUAACUCACUUUAUAUUAUCUUUGGACAAUAUAAUUAAAGCAAUACUGGGCUAAAAACAAAGUGUAAGAUAUUACAAAUAAGUGCUGCAAAUGUAUAUAAGAUAAAGUUCCUUAUACUGACCAAUACACAACACAAUUUUUAAGCUCAAAAGAGUUCCAGCAAAAUAUGAACAUAUGUAUAUAACCUUCAUUCAAGAAAUGCGUUUAAGUUUUUGGUCGACCAAACGUCAACCACAGUAUGUAAUACAUUAAAAUAAAAAAAUGUAAACCUAAAAGCCUAAAUAGACUACGAAAUGUCUAAUAACAUCUCCGAUACGAUGUUAUUUUUUUUUUUGGCCGUCCGGCCAGCUAAAGUAUGUUACACAUUAUAAUAAAACAAGUAAGAGGUUCUAUUCCAGAGCUCCCGACUAUGGGAUACCCUAAACCCUCUUAUUCCAACACAGAAUGCAGCU
This is a messenger RNA of Drosophila montana, 5033 nucleotides long. RefSeq lists its product as uncharacterized. The coding region runs from base 111 to 3341 and encodes 1076 amino acids. Gene Ontology annotation, cellular component: membrane. The record is from RefSeq and is a predicted model, not a curated record. The transcript has 6 exons. NCBI's taxonomy places the organism in Eukaryota, Metazoa, Arthropoda, Insecta, Diptera, Drosophilidae.